AUGGAAAGUAAAAAUGAAUUUGAAUUUAAAAAAGUUGAACAUCUGAAUUUAGAAUGUUUUAAAAUACCUAUAUUUUUUGAAGAAAUUUUAUCAGAGUUCAUAGCACAAUUAAUAAGAAGUCAUCCCAAUAAUGUAUAUCUUUUUGCUUUUAAUUAUUUUGAUGAGAAAUUAAAAAAUUGUGAAUGA
Plasmodium relictum is the source of this 186-nucleotide messenger RNA. RefSeq names its product conserved Plasmodium protein, unknown function. Lineage: Eukaryota; Apicomplexa; Aconoidasida; Haemosporida; Plasmodiidae. The transcript has a single exon. Bases 1 to 186 code for a protein of 61 amino acids. The record is from RefSeq and is a predicted model, not a curated record.